CCUGGCACAAAAGCGGUAGCUGUUGUUAGACUUAAUAGGUCUUUGUACCCCUGGGUAGCCGCAGUUGCCAUAGGGAGCUCCUGAGGGGUAGCUCGGCCAAAGAGGUGAAUUUCGGGCCCAGGAUGGUGAUGGCGACGGUUUGGGCCCCAGUACUGCCCUAGGCUGCGCUCCUCGGACUCCUCUCCACCCGGUUCCUGGGCUACGACCCGCCUCUGACGGUCUCGCCCAGGCCCAGGCCGCACGAGAGAGCUGAGGCCGCCUACGCCGCGGGGGGAACGUAGUGUGGGCGGAACUCGAGUGCAGCGGCAGGAGGCUUCCGGGGGAGCCGCAAGGGCAACGGGUCGGCGGAGGCAGAAAAGCGUCGGACGCCGGGCCGAUCAUGGACGCUUGACAACCUGCGGACGGGCGCCGGGAGGCCGAGCCAGCGACCGAGAGGACGGAGAGGUGGCGAGGAUCUCAAGGCCAGAGAAUGGCAGGUGAACAGAAACCAUCAAGUAACCUCCUAGAACAGUUUAUUUUACUAGCCAAAGGUACCAGUGGCUCAGCCCUCACUGCUCUCAUAAGCCAAGUCUUGGAGGCUCCUGGAGUGUAUGUCUUUGGAGAACUGCUGGAGCUGGCCAAUGUGCAGGAGCUUGCAGAAGGAGCUAAUGCUGCAUAUUUGCAGUUGCUGAACCUGUUUGCCUAUGGAACAUACCCAGAUUACAUAGCCAACAAGGAGAGCCUGCCAGAAUUGAGCACAGCUCAGCAGAACAAGCUGAAGCACCUUACCAUCGUGAGCUUGGCGUCGAGAAUGAAGUGUAUCCCCUACUCCGUGCUGCUGAAGGACCUGGAGAUGCGGAAUCUCCGGGAACUGGAAGACCUCAUCAUUGAGGCUGUCUAUACUGACAUCAUCCAGGGCAAGCUGGACCAGAGAAACCAGCUGCUGGAAGUGGAUUUUUGCAUUGGCCGUGACAUCCGAAAGAAGGAUAUCAAUAAUAUUGUCAAGACCUUGCAUGAAUGGUGUGAUGGCUGCGAAGCAGUUCUGCUGGGCAUCGAGCAGCAAGUUCUGAGAGCCAACCAGUACAAGGAGAACCACAGCCGAACUCAGCAGCAGGUAGAGGCCGAGGUUACCAACAUUAAGAAGACACUCAAAGCCACCGCCUCCUCCUCGGCUCAGGAGAUGGAGCAACAGUUGGCUGAACGGGAGUGUCCCCCUCACGCUGAGCAGAGGCAGCCCACCAAGAAGAUGUCCAAAGUGAAAGGUCUGGUCUCCAGCCGCCACUAGGGCCGGCUGGGGCAGCUGGCACUCACCAGGCCUGGGUCAGGUGGGGAGGGGACACCAAGGGCCUAUUUCCUCCCCUCUCUACCUUCAGUGAGUUCCAGACCUGCCCGUCCCCUCACCAGCGCCUCCCACCCUGUUGGUACUGUUCCAGAAGAACCGUUAAUCCUUCCCUCACCCACUCCCUCCUCCCCCAGUUCCUUCAGACUCAGGGGCUCCACUGAUGCCAUCCCAACAGGGUCAGACACUGCCCAGCUUUCCUCCAGGAGGUUCUCGUCUCUGUGUAAGGGCUUGUCUCCCUCCCAGUUUUUCUUUUGCUCCAUGUCAUUUUGUCAGGCUGGUCAUAAGCCGGAGGCAGCUUUAGCCGGCCCACAGGGAUGACUGCGGAGGAGGCCCCUCUCUGCGUGAGGAGGGGGGUGUGCCUUCUCCAGCCCAUGUACCACAGCUCCCACACUGGUGCAGGUGAUCUCUAGCCAGGUAUCAAAUGCUUUGUUUCCCCUCUCCUGCCUUAUCCCUUGUUGGCAGCUCCGAUCAGGCCACGGAGGGAUGUGAUGCUGGGCUAUGUUUACUAAACCUGCGGGUUUUCAGCCUCUUAAGCCCAGCUCCAAUCUCUCAUCCAUUGGGAGCACUAACCUCUGGAAUCUGAGCACCAGUGGAGGGCGCUGUGGGUCUGCUGGGUGGCAGAAGUUUCUUCCGGGUUGGUGUUCUCUGCUGGCCGUGCUUCCUGCUGCCCCUGACCACUCAGACUGGUUUUCGGUGCGAAGGCCCCAGCUGCCACCCGGGACUGUCUGCGACACUUGCCCUCCCGAGAUCUUUAAUCCCUCCCGGCUGUGUCCAUGCUGGGGAUGGCAGUGCCCAGGCCCCUCUGUCUGGUGAAGGACCUGUUGCUGCUUCUGUUUCUCUCUUUCUGCCCCUCCUUGGCUGAUGACCCAGGGCCCUCUGAUGACGGCAUUCUCCUGGCAAGAGAAAAGGACUUGACUGGCCUUUCUGAACUUGACUGUUUCAGGUUAUAUUUUAAUUUUUUUUUUUUUUUGUACAGGUUCUGAUUCUAAUACAUUUCAACAUGCUUUUUUUCCCCUUCGUGUCAAUAUUUGUUACAGACUAAUCGCCGGGGAUUUUUCACCUGGUUGGAGGGUGGCAUGUGUGUAUGUGUGCGUGUGUUGUAGUUGUUGUUGUUGUUUUUAAAGGGGAGGUGGUGGUCCUGGACUGACUUACUCAAGUUCAUUGAGAGUAAAAGCACAUUUUAGAACAAAAAAUAAAAGUGUAGAUUUAACGUA
Molecule: messenger RNA, 2535 nt
Organism: Felis catus (domestic cat)
Lineage: Eukaryota; Metazoa; Chordata; Mammalia; Carnivora; Felidae
Gene: COPS7B
Product: COP9 signalosome subunit 7B
Exons: 7
Coding region: 470-1264 (264 amino acids)
Biological process (GO): COP9 signalosome assembly
Cellular component (GO): COP9 signalosome
Source: RefSeq, a predicted model, not a curated record